AAAAAAAAAAAAAAAAAAAAAAAAAAAAUACAGAUCAGAAGAAGACAAGACAUACUCAAUUCAAUCAAAUUGAUCAGAUCAGCACCUGAUUUUCACCACCACGACUAGGGCUUGGAGAAGAGGUGCGAUCAGGUGAGCCGCUAGAGCGCGAUCCGUCGGGGGACGAUGGUGAGGGAUCGGAAACGACCACCUCCGGAGAAGCAGAUGCAGAUGCAGAUGCAGAUGCAGAUCCGUCCAUGUUCAUGACCGUCUCCGGAGUAGAAAGCAUCGCCAUGAAUGAGACUAAAAAGGAUGUUAUGUUGUUGAUGCCAAAGAGGAAGUGUGCUCAGUUUGGCGGUCGUUGGGUGCGGCGUACGUCGUCAACGUCAACGGCACAUUUUAGUCAAAACACCUCCCCCAAUUGGGCUUAAUGGCCCAUCCUUUACUCACCCAUUUGGUGGCCCACAGCUUGAAGGAACCACACAUUCUGUCUGCCUGGAUGUGCUACGGUUGUUUGCCCAUGGCACCUGGGGUGACUACAAAUGCAAUGCCUAGCCGUAUGUAUCCCUCAGUUGUCUCCUCACCAAAUUCUGAAGCUAAAGCAGCUCACUCUGCUUACCCUUGCCGAGUCCAACAAGGUGCUGCCUUAUCAUACUCUGAUGGUCGAGUUAGAUGUCACCAAUGUUCGUCAACUCGAGGACUUUCUUAUUAAUGCAUGCAUGUACGCUGGUAUAGUUAGAGGAAAACUGGAUCAGUUGAAGAGAUGCUUCGAGGUUCCAUUUGCUGCUGGUAGGUAUCUAAGGCCAGGACAACUAGGGGAUAUGUUACACGCAUUCUCAAACUGGUUGAACACAUCAGAAAAUCUUCUCUGUUCAAUUUAAGACAAGUUAAAAUGGGCGGACAAAUGGACAAAAAACAUCGCAAGGAAGCAGGAGAAGGAGUGGAAGAAGUGAAGAGGUCUCUGUCCAUGAAGUUUGGGAGAAGAAAACGAUGGGGUGAGUAAAUCAGUUUCAAAGCGUGGGCAAAAUUCUCGUGUGCUCUCGUCGUCUCGGUGAAGCAAAUCUCCGGUCCUCUCCUCCUCUACGACGAUCGUGUGUAUCGGUGGGUCUCCUCCUCAAGGACGAAUCAAAUCGUUGGUGGUUCUCCUCCUCGACCAAAUAUCGAAUCGACUGUUGCUCUCCUCCUCGACGACGACGAAUCAAAUCGUCGGUGGCUCUUCUCAUCGACGAGGAAUCAAAUCAUCGGUGGCUUUUGUCGAGGAGGAAGCAUUCGUAUGUUGCUGGUCCUCAAAUCGAAAGAUUAAGACCUCAAAAGAAACAGAGAUGGUGUGAUUGAGGAGCAUGACUUGCAAGUGAAGCGUUUAGAAGACAAUAUAACACAAUUAAUCAGACUUGUGUUGUUGCUUCCUCAGGCAUUGCCUUUAGCGAUGGAUCAGGAGAGAAGAAGAAGGUUCGUCAUCAACAAGGACGAGAAAAGCAAUACAGGUCAGAGUGGAGAAUUGGGAGUGGAGACAAACUUGGCAUCUUGUGUAGUCAUGUUGUCACGGACUUGCGUCAUCUUGUCAUCUUGUCACGGACUUGCGUUUGAUCUCUCUUGUUUGAGAACUGAGAGUGGAAAGAGACCUUGGCAUCUUGUGUAGUCAUGUCAUCUUGUCAUGGACUUGUGCAGAAACCUUGGCAUCACCCUGUUGUUUUUUCCUGGUUGUAGUAUCAGGUCUUGUUUUUAAGUAUCAGGUCUUAUGUUGUAGUUUCAUGUCACGGACUUUUGUAAGCAAAGUGUAAGAAAGUUUUAUAAAUGGGCGUGUAUUCAAGAUUGUAGAAUGCAAGUUCUUUCUUCUUAUCUCACAAAACGUUCCCUCUCACUUUCAUUGCCUCUCACAAAACGUUCCAUUUCUAAGCUAUUUCUUCCAUCUCAAGAUAUUUCUUCCAUCUCAAAACGUUCCAUCUAAUAAAUCGAUUCAAAAUAUUUAUCAGUUCAAAAGUUCCAUCUCAAGCUAUUUCUUCCCCAACAAGUUUUUUAAAAAAAAAACAUCUCAUGGCAUCUUCUUCCCAUAACAAUUUUGAGGGAGUAGAUGAUGAAACUUUUGAUCAAUAUUUUGAUCAAUAUUUUGAUCAACAAUUUGAUCAAACUUUCGUAAAUCUUUGCGUUGGUCAAGAAGAUGCAUCCAAGAGACGGAAAAAACGAGUUUAUAUCGAGAGAAAUCGUGAACAAGGCCACGCACGGUUAUGGAAUGAUUAUUUCAGUGAUACUCCAACAUAUCCUGAAAAUUUUUUCCGACGCCGUUUUAGAAUGAACAAGCCAUUGUUCAUGCGUAUUGUUGAUCGUCUCUCCACUGAAGUUCAAUACUUUCAGCAAAAGGAAGAUGGUCUUGGAAGGCUUGGUCUCUCUGCACUCCAAAAAUGUACAGCAGCUAUUCGUGUCUUGGCGUAUGGUCAUGCGGCUGAUACGGUCGACGAAUACAUCCGGCUCGGUGAAACUACAACUCGGUUAUGUGUGGAAAAUUUUGUGGAAGGAAUAAUAAAUUUAUUCGGCGAUGAGUACCUAAGAAGACCAACCCCCGCUGAUCUUCAACGUCUACUUAAUAUUGGAGAGUAUCGUGGAUUUCCCGGGAUGAUAGGAAGCAUCGAUUGUAUGCAUUGGGAGUGGAAGAAUUGUCCCACCGCUUGGAAAGGACAAUAUUCUCGUGGUUCGGGUAAACCAACAAUCGUUUUAGAGGCGGUUGCUUCAUAUGAUCUCUGGAUAUGGCACGCGUUUUUUGGACCUCCAGGUACCUUAAACGAUAUCAAUGUUUUUGAUCGCUCCCCUGUUUUUGAUGACAUAAUAAAGGGUCAAGCUCCACAAGUCACUUACUAUGUUAAUGGAAGAGAGUAUCAUUUGGCUUACUAUCUCACCGAUGUUAUUUAUCCAAAAUGGGCAACAUUUAUCCAAUCAAUUUCACUACCACAAGGACCGAAAGCACAAUUAUUUGCUCAACGUCAAGAAGCUGUCCGAAAAGAUGUCGAGCGUGCUUUUGGAGUCUUGCAAGCUCGCUUUGCCAUUGUUAAAAAUCCAACACUUUUUUUGGGAUAAAGUCAAAAUCGGAAAGAUUAUGAGAGCAUGUAUCAUACUCCAUAAUAUGAUAGUAGAAGACGAACGAGAUGGAUACACUCAAUUUGAUGUUUCCGAGUUCCAACAAGGAGAAGACAACGGAAGUUCACAUGUGGAUCUCACAUAUUCUACAGAUAUGCCUACAAAUAUCGCCAAUAUGAUGGGAGUUCGAACUAGAAUUCGUGAUAGACACAUGCAUCAACAACUGAAAGAUGAUUUGGUUGAACAUGUAUGGUUUAAAUUUGGACGUGAUGAAGACAACAACUGAACUCCGAUGCUUCUUUCAAAUUAUUAUCGUUUAUUUUCCUAAUCUUUGUUUUUAUGUUUUUAUUUAAAAAUCUAUGUUUAAAAUGUUAUCUUUUAAUAUGUUUUACUUAAUAAAAAAAUGUUAAGUUUAAUAAAAAAAAUGUUUAAUGAUUUUUUUUUUAAGAUCCCUAAAUUAAGAACCUUGCAAUGGACCACUAAAAUGUGUGGGUUUCUUAACCUUGUCUCUUAUUUCACUUUUUGUUAUUAAAUGCAUUAAAAAGUAAUAAGAACCCCUAAUAUGAGUCUUUGCAAUAAUCAUGCUCUUAGAGCAUAAUUAUCCCAUGAUCCUUAAGUGGGUUUCUUAAUGAUUAUUUAAUAUUUUAAAUGUAUUUAAGUGGGGUUAAGAACUCUAGUUAAGAAAUUUCCAUUUUGAACGGUCCAAUGGGAGUUUCUGAAUUAGAGGUUCUUAAAAAAAAAAAAAAAUUUAGAUAAAAUUUAUUUAUUAAAUAAAACAUAUUAAAAGAUAACAUUUAAAAUAUUGAUAUAAAAAACAUAAAAAUAAAGAUUAGUAGAAUAAUCGAGAAUAAUUUGAAAAAAACAUUCUGAACUCAGUUGUUGUCUUCAUCACAUCCAAAAUUACUCCAUAAAUGUUCAAUCAAAUCAGCUUUGAGCUGUUGAUGUAUUUGUCUAUCACGAAUUCUAAUUCGAACACCCAUCAUAUUGGCGAUAUUUGAAGGGAUAUCUGUAGAAUACGUGAGAUCGACAUGUGAAGUUCCGGUGUCUUCGUCACGUCGAAAUUUACGCCAUAUAUAUUCAACCAAAUCAGCUUUCAGUUGUUGAUUGUCUAUCACGAAUUUUUGUUUGAACAAACAUCAUAUUGACGAUAUUUAAAGGUAUUUCAACAAUAAACCAAAAUAAUUAUAAUUUAAAAUAAAAUAAUUUAAAAUUAAAUCGAAAAUUGUUUUAUUAGUAAAAAUAAAAUAAAUUUAUUUAUUUAUUAAUUAAAAGUGGUUUACAAAUACAUUCUGGUUACAAAACUAAACCAUAAAUUAAAAAAUAAAAUCAAACCAUCCCAAUUUUAGGUAUACACUAAACCAAAAAAAAAAAAUCUAAACCUAAAAAAAAAAAGACACGCUGCCUUCAGGCACCACGUCACCAUCUUCCUUCACCACCCGAAACAGGAAGAUUGACUGGUAUGGCCACGGCGUCUUCUUAUUCUUUUGAUCCUCACCGGCGGAGUCUCUGAUUCGUCAUGGGUUCACUUCCGGCGAUUCUGCUCACGACCACGGACCAGCAUCUAUGCUCACGAUCUACCAAAAACAAAAAAAAAAAUUAGAUUCAACAGAGACAUAGAAACAGAGAAAUGGAGAUCCAUCUAAGAGAAACCAAUUGAACAAACAAUUGCAGGUUACGAAAGCCAUCAGAUAAGACAAGAGAAGAAAAAGAAUAACAGAAAAA
Brassica napus (rape) is the source of this 4770-nucleotide messenger RNA. RefSeq lists its product as uncharacterized. Lineage: Eukaryota; Viridiplantae; Streptophyta; Magnoliopsida; Brassicales; Brassicaceae. The record is from RefSeq and is a predicted model, not a curated record. The transcript has 11 exons. The coding region runs from base 2014 to 3048 and encodes 344 amino acids.